AUGGCUCGUCGAAGGCAAGGUCAAACCAGGCUCACAGCUUUUGGAUUCUCGAGAUACAAGUUGCAUACCGAAAGUCGCAGUGCCAGACGUGGCCUUCAGCCUCGUGUCGAACAACGUAACAAUUCUCAACCCACAACACUCCUUCAAUACCGACUCACGGACUAUUCGUUCCAAUGCAAGGCUUCCAAGCCAUGCUAUAUCAAUAUGCUACCUGCCGAAUUGCUCAUGCGCAUCGUGGAGCCGUUACCUUUCGUAACAUCCCUAUGGACCCGCGUGCACGCGAAACCUUCACGCCUCCCGCGUCACGACGACGAAGCAGCUCUCACGGCGGAGGCAUCACCAUAUCUCUUCGAUUUCUACUCGGGGCAUGCUGGCCAUGCCAGAUGCAUCGCCGAAGCUCUGUUCCCUCACGGAUGUGUGCGCUUCUGCGAUUACAAACCUUGGGAUUAUCUGGAACUUCUGCUAGUCUGUAAACACUGGCGCUCAGUCAUCGAGGCUUCUCCGCACUUUUGGCGACAUGUUGUAGUCAACAACGAAUUGACAGUGGCCAAGUCGCUCCGUCUAUCAGGAGUGACUCCUCUGAAGGUCACCGUCGAUGGAUCCACGAAUUGGCCAUCACAGCGCGCGUUCUUGUCCGUCCUGGAAGAACUUCCCCGUAUUGGCGAGCUCAAAGUUGGCUUCGCCUCUCUCGACUCCGAGUGGCAGGAACGUACUGCUGCACAACUAUUUCACGCUCUCGUGUCACGCUCGGCGCCGUCGUUACGAGCAUUACAUUGGAAUGCCUACAACAAACAGGUUGUCCCGACUCAACAGUGGGCAGAGAAGGUCUUUCCUUCUCUCGAGACUAUCGCCAUGUACGACGUCGAUCUAAAGUCUCCUUGCUCGCUUCUUGUCCCGACACUCACACAGCUCACGCUAUCGCGUUGCUCACCUCCUUGGAGCACAGCAAGUGAGCUGCUUUCGCUGUUGAGUCGGAUGCCGAAGUUGGAGACUCUAUUCCUUUGGGAUCUUCCGGACAUACCAGACUUCGAAGAAGACCGAUUCCAGAUCCCGGAUACCCAUCACGCACCCAUCACUUUCCCCAAUCUCAACCUGCUCAAUCUUCAAGGUUCAUAUCGUUACGUCUGUCGACUAUUGCCUAUGUUGCAAGUCCCGCACAGUCUCUCCACAUUGAACUUGACCUACGCUCAUAGGGACUACGGGCUAGACCUCCCCAACGAGGCACGCAAGACGUACGCUUUUUUCAAUGUCUUAGGACAGGCCAUACCCGAUGACGAGGCUUUCCAUGAAAUGGAGUAUAAGAUCGACUUCGACUCGGGAGAACUGGAGAUAGCCAUAUCCGACGACACGCGAAGAUUCCACUGGAGACAUACAUGGGAUGUCGGAGAUAACAACCUCGCGGAGGAUAUCCUGCGCUUCCUGCAGAAUGUCUACGGCCCAUUUCAGACAAGAUAUUUCCUCACGGUUCUCCAUAUCACGGUCAUUGGGAGUUUCGACACCGUUCCUGGUGGUCGGCUCACCCCUCACGCGUGCUUCAAAUGGUUGAGAGAGCACACCAUAGCCAACUUACGCCUGGUGAACGAUGCCGCGGCCUACGUCAUACCAUGGAUGCGACGCUGCCUACACGACGACGGGAGCGCACAACUACCAUUCGCCGGCCUGCGUCUCAUCGGGAUAGCCGAGACUAGUCUCAUUAACGUCGUCGACGAGGACACCUUCGACGAGAGCGACAUCCUCUUCAAGCACCUCUGGUUGUAUCUCCACGACCAGAGGCCGAUGAUCCUGCUGAGCGACGUGGAUCUCACACAUCGGAUGGAGAAGUGCCUCUAUCGCAUGAUCGGUCCGUGGCUCCAGAUAGGCAGCGUCACUCACGUCGACGGCCCGCGCGUAAGGAUGGAGUACAUCCCUCAUGGCAAGUCCAAGCUGCAUAUCGCGGCCCCAUCUAGUACACAAGAGGUACUAAUUGAGACCCCGUACAACUCGUAA
Peniophora sp. CBMAI 1063 is the source of this 1986-nucleotide messenger RNA. NCBI's taxonomy places the organism in Eukaryota, Fungi, Basidiomycota, Agaricomycetes, Russulales, Peniophoraceae. The record is from the annotation of a GenBank genome assembly.